GCCGAGCGACUAGCGAGCCUGGUUGUGAUCCGAUCGAGCCGGAGCUGAGUCACCAUCGACCCAACCCGCCACGUUUCUCAUCCCAUCCCUCCGUCCAUUCUCCAUCCGACGACCGUCGGAUCACACGACUCCCCGCCCCUUCCAAUCAUCUUCCCUCCCAGGGACAGGAAUAUUAAACUCCGAGCAUCACCAUUAAACUAAGCACAACCAUCACAGUAGAUAAGCGAGCACCAAGCAACCCCACGCGCGAUGCCCUCCAGCUCUCAACCAACUGCGCACGCCUACCGCCUCGUCAUUUAUAAGCCUUCCCUUCUACCUCUCUCUCUUCUCCGCUCCGUCACCCUACACCAUUUCCACUAAACCAUCUGUUCCUACAGGUGUUAGUUACCACGCCAUUCCAAUUUCCAAUCGCCAUGGCUAAUCCAAGAACGGUGCUGACCUCCGCGCCGUCGCCGCCCGGGUGCUCCUCCUCCUCCUCCUCCUCCUCCUCCUCCUCCUCCUCCUCGGCGUUCGCGCCGCCUGCGCCGCCGUCGCCGUCCGACGGGGAGCUGCUCCGGUCCCUGCACCGCCUCGCGCGGGACCUGUCCGCCGCCGCCGAGACGCCGGCCCCGUUCCUGCGUGCCGCGCUCGCGUCCAUCACCAGGCGGUCCAAGCUCCUCGCCGCCGCGUUCGACGACCUGGUCAUGUGCGCCGCGGCGGGGGACCUGCCGCGGUCCGCGUCGCUGUGCCUCCGCGAGAUGCUCCUCGUGCUGCAGCGCUUCAAGGCCCUCGCCGCCGACUGCGCGGUGCGGAGCCGGAUGCGGCUGCUGCUGCAGUCGGACGAGAUCGAGGAGGAGGUACGAGAGCUGCACCAGGAACUGGCUACGCUGCUCGACCUCCUGCCGGUCGCCGAGCUGGGCCUCGCCGAGGACGUCGUGGACCUGCUGGCGCUCGCGUCGCGCCAGUGCCGGCGGUUCGCGCCGGCGGCCGGGGCGGAGCAGGCGCUCAAGGCGAGGGUGCUGUCGGUGAUACAGGAAGUGGAGCGGGAGAUCGUGCCGGAGCGGGAGAGGCUGGAGGAGAUCCUGGAUGAGGUGGGCAUCAACGACGCGGCGACCUGCAGCGACGAGAUCGAGAGCCUCGAGCGGGAGAUCGGCGACCGCGCCUCCGAGAGGUGGGCUGACGCCAUGAUCGCGCUCGUCGGCCUGCUCCGGUACGCCAAGUGCGUCCUGUUCAGCGCCACGCCCCGGCCAUCGGAUUCCAAGCCGGACCCCGAGGUCGACGAAGAGGGCGAGCCACCGGCGCCGCCGCCGGACUUCCGCUGCCCCAUCACCCUCGACAUCAUGCGCGAGCCCGUCGUCGUCGCCAGCGGCCAGACGUACGACCGCGAGUCCAUCGCCCGGUGGUUCGACUCCGGCAAGUCAACGUGCCCCAAGACAGGGCAGGUCCUCACCGUCCUGGAGCUCGUGCCCAACAAGGCUCUCAAGAAUCUCAUUGCCAAGUGGUGCCGCGAGAACGGCGUCGCCAUGGAGAGCAGCCAGGCCAGCAAGAGCGAGCCGGCGCAGGCGGUGUCCGCGAACAAGGCCGCGCUGGAGGCGGCGCGCAUGACGGCGUCGUUCCUGGUGAAGAAGCUCUCCAUCUCAUUCUCCCCUGACGCGGCCAACCGCGUCGUGCACGAGAUCCGGCUGCUGUCCAAGUCCGGCUCCGACUGCCGCGCGUUCGUCGGAGAGGCCGGGGCCGUGCCGCUGCUGGUGCCCCUGCUCUACUCCGAGGACGCUGGGCUCCAGCUGAACGCCGUCACGGCGCUGCUGAACCUGUCCAUCCUCGAGGCCAACAAGAAGCGCAUCAUGCACGCCGAGGGGGCCGUGGAGGCGGUGGCCCACAUCAUGAGCUCCGGCGCGACGUGGCGCGCCAAGGAGAACGCGGCGGCGGCCGUGCUCAGCCUGGCGUCCGUCCACACCUACCGGCGCCGCCUCGGCCGGAACCUGUCCAUCGUGGAGAAGCUAGUGCAUCUUGUGCGCACCGGCCCGGCGAGCACGAAGAAGGACGCAUUGGCCGCGCUGCUGUCGCUGGCCGGCGAGCGGGAGAACGUCGGGAAGCUCGUGGACGCCGGCGUGGCGCAGGCGGCCCUGUCGGCGAUCAGCGAGGAGGAGACCGCGGCUGCGGUGCUGGCCGCAUUGGCGAAGCGCGGCGGCGCGGAGGCGAUCGUGGGCAUCGACGGCGCCGUGGCGCGGCUGGUGGCCGAGAUGCGGCGCGGCACGGAGUGGGCCCGGGAGAACGCGACGGCGGCGCUGGUGCUCCUGUGCCGGCGGCUGGGCGCGCGCGCGGUGACGCAGGUGAUGGCCGUGCCCGGCGUGGAGUGGGCCAUCUGGGAGCUGAUGGGCACCGGGACGGAGCGCGCCCGGCGCAAGGCCGCGUCGCUCGGCAGGAUAUGCCGGCGGUGGGCCGCCGCCUCGGCAGCCGACGGCGAGCGCGGCAACGGGUGCCCCGCCGCCAGCGUCGUGCCGCCGGCCAUGAUGGCGUCAUGAUGGAGCCGCAAUGCCAGAUAGGAUAAGCUCAGAAACAAAGGAUAAUGAUUUUUUCCCCUCUUCCCUUCCAUGUACAAAAAGUUUGCUUAGGCUGUCAGGAUUCUUUGAUCAGAGAAAGAGAGAGAUAAAUGGUGAGUGGUUGAUCAACUGUGCAUACGGAGCUCUGUACCAAAUGUAAUUCCCUCCAUUCCUACAAAAAUCUUAGUCUACGGCGGUUCGGUGGUUACGAAAUGAAAAUGGGAUUAGUUUGAGACUCCA
Messenger RNA from Setaria italica (foxtail millet), 2762 nucleotides. RefSeq names its product U-box domain-containing protein 16. NCBI's taxonomy places the organism in Eukaryota, Viridiplantae, Streptophyta, Magnoliopsida, Poales, Poaceae. Bases 414 to 2504 code for a protein of 696 amino acids. Gene Ontology annotation, biological process: protein ubiquitination. The transcript has a single exon. The record is from RefSeq and is a predicted model, not a curated record. Gene Ontology annotation, molecular function: ubiquitin-protein transferase activity; protein binding. Gene Ontology annotation, cellular component: nucleus; cytoplasm.